Messenger RNA from Vigna umbellata (rice bean), 372 nucleotides. The record is from RefSeq and is a predicted model, not a curated record. Lineage: Eukaryota; Viridiplantae; Streptophyta; Magnoliopsida; Fabales; Fabaceae.
AUGAGACAGGUCCAGGUACAAGCUCUUAUAAGAAAGUUUGAACAUAUCAAGAUGGAUGAAAAGGGGGGAGUUGUCGAGUUUAUAGGUCGAGUGCAAAAGAUGGCCAAUCAACUCAGAAUGAAUGGAGAAGAGAUGCCUCCUAACCGGCUUGCGAAAAAGAUCUUGAGAAAUCUGACGGAUGAUUUUGAAAGUAUUGAGGUCACUAUUGAAGAGACAAAAAAUUUUUCAACUCUCAUUGUGGAGGAGUUAGCUGGGUCAUUAAAGGCCCAUGAACUGAGGAAGAAGAAGAAAAAGAGGGAACCCGACGAUCAAACACUACAAGCAAAGUUUGACUCAAAUGGAACUCGGAAUACUCGAAGCCGAGGUCCUUGA